AAUUUCAAGGUUCCCGUCUUCUGAAAAAGUGCGUGAGAGAGGAGUUCCUUUGCCCCGUGAACAGCAAGAAAUCAGAUUUGGGCGCUCUCUCCAGCAGCGAAAAAACACGACAGGAAGAAACCGGCUAAUUAUUUCAUUUCUAAUUCAUAAUUAAUUGAUUGGAUAAAAUAGUUUUAAAAAAUUGUGUCAAGUUUUAAAUUCGAAUUCAAAUAAAAAAAGAAGAUUUACAAUGGACAAUGAGAAGGAUAAUAACCGAACUCGUCAGCUAGCUGAUUCUUCGGCAACUGCAUCCCCCUCAAAUCCUGAGGGUUCGACCUCAAGUACGGCCAACACUCGAGAUACGGAUGCAGAAAAUGUAGGAGAUGAUACUGAGAGUUUGGUUAGCAAAAAUGAUGACAGCACCAGCAGUAAUAAUGAGGAUGAAAACAAUAUUAUUACCCUGGAUGACGACGAUGAUGAAAAUGGUAUCAUGCAGAGCAAUGCUAGAAUCGAUCCCGUUGGUGGGAUCUUAACCGUGUCAGAUGUGCUGAUUGAACUGGACGAUAACCUUAAAUCCAAACUUGUUAUCGACCUUAUGCAGAUAUGUGAAGUUGAUGAAGAUACGGCCAAAAGUACGUUGGAAAGUUAUCGAUGGAGCAUGCAGGAUUCGAUUGACUUUCUUCUCUAUGCGAACAACUCAAUGAGUAGUAACGAAGAAGAGGGAGGUGAUAAAAUGGCCAUAGACACUGAUGACGAAAAAGAUAAACCUCAGACUUCGUCAUUUCCUAAUGAGGGUGCUUCUACCUCAGCUAUUGCAUCAUCCUCGUCAGUCUUGCAUCAAUUAUGCAGUCCUGGUGAAGAUGGGAAAAAGGAGAAACUUGUUGAACGUGAAAUCCAAGUGGUCACAACGCCAGGAGGAAGCUUCUCUAAUUGGGCCCCUGAAAAAUUUUCUGUCCUAAGCUGGAACUUGGAUGGUUUAGACGACAAGAAUUUAGAAAAACGAACUGAUUAUGUAAUUAACCUAGUGGAAAGAGAAAAGCAUGACGUUCUUUUCUUUCAAGAACUACUUCCGUACACCUUUGAUUAUAUAGCUCGUCGUCUACUCCCUCAGUACAAACCUAUUCCUGGUACAGACGACUCAUCUUGUCAAUAUUUGACAGCCACGUUCCUUAGAAAGAACUCUGUGUACUACGAGGAUCAUUAUCUGCUUCCGUUUCCAAAUUCCUUAAUGGGCCGAACUCUUCUGGUCACAAAAGCCUUCAUUGGCCGAGCAAAACUAGCAUUGCUGAACACUCAUUUGGAAAGCACUGCUGAGUAUCAAAGUCAACGGAAAGUACAAUUACAGACGUGCUUCGAAAUGGCGUCUACCUUUGAUAAAGAGUAUAAUGUAAUAUUUGGAGGGGAUCUGAAUCUCAGAGAUCGAGAGGUGGACAACACGUUACCUAGCUCUAUGGUUGACCUCUGGAUACGUUGUGGCUCUCGUCCAACGUGUCAAUAUACUUGGGAUCUAACCAGAAAUACGAAUAAACAGAUGCCUUCUAAAUUUCAGCCUCGAUGUCGUUUCGAUCGUUUCUAUUUUCGAAAUUCGGAUCCUGAAACUCUUAAUCCAGAAUUCUUUGGUGUUACCGGAAUAGAAAGAGUUCCAGGAACUCAGUCAUUUCCGUCGGACCAUUGGGCUAUCAUCACCUACCUUGGAUUGACCAAAGAAGCUCGGAAACCUCCUCCACGAAAACGACGUGCUGAAAUUGACGGUUUGCCUGAUGAUGAUUGACGUAAAAAUGUUACAUUGGGAUAGGAGUGUUUUAAAAAUAAGUUCAAAUAUGCGUGACGGGAUCUCUUGAAGUUGACCGUUUUAAUGAAACUGGUGCAGCUUAAUUUAUAAAUAUAUUGUAAUUAAUUUAAUUUAAGUAAUAUCAAGUAAUUUGUGCUGUGAUACAGUGAGGAGUUUUGUUCGACUUGAUUCGCGAAAUCUGCGUACUGAUCUUUCUUGAGAUUUAUUAUCAUUAUUGUGUUAAAGAAGUACAAAAUGCUAUAAAUCAGACUACGUUUACUGGUUCAGGUUUGCCAUUAAUUACUAGUUUUCCUUAAUACAUUGAAUUUUGUGAUACAAAUAAGCUUCGAAUUGUUCUUAAGCUCAAAUAAAGUCCAACUGAAUUAUCGAUAUGUGAGUUUAACUCGAA
This is a messenger RNA of Folsomia candida, 2159 nucleotides long. RefSeq names its product tyrosyl-DNA phosphodiesterase 2. NCBI's taxonomy places the organism in Eukaryota, Metazoa, Arthropoda, Collembola, Entomobryomorpha, Isotomidae. Gene Ontology annotation, cellular component: cytoplasm; PML body. Gene Ontology annotation, biological process: double-strand break repair. Bases 230 to 1750 code for a protein of 506 amino acids. The record is from RefSeq and is a predicted model, not a curated record. The transcript is spliced from 10 exons. Gene Ontology annotation, molecular function: 5'-tyrosyl-DNA phosphodiesterase activity; single-stranded DNA binding.